Molecule: messenger RNA, 3848 nt
Organism: Callorhinchus milii (elephant shark)
Lineage: Eukaryota; Metazoa; Chordata; Chondrichthyes; Chimaeriformes; Callorhinchidae
Product: MAM domain-containing glycosylphosphatidylinositol anchor protein 1
Exons: 17
Coding region: 1-2835 (944 amino acids)
Biological process (GO): homophilic cell-cell adhesion
Cellular component (GO): plasma membrane
Molecular function (GO): protein binding
Source: RefSeq, a predicted model, not a curated record
AUGGCUAAAAGACCUUCCUCUUCCACCGUGCCUCUGGCCACCUUCCCCCGGCUUGGCGUCCGGCUCCGGCACUCUCCUGCAAACGCUCGUAUCGUGCACUCGGGCCAGGCUUGUGUGGUGAAGGAGAAUGUGAACGAGCGGGUCUACACUAUCCGUGAGGGCAGCACCCUGGUCCUGGUCUGUCUGGUGACUGGACACCCGCGUCCAAAGGUCAGAUGGACGAAGACAGCAGGCAGCGCUUCAGACAAAUUCCAGGAGACGGCGGUGUUUAACGAGACCCUGCGGAUUGCCAGCAUCGGGCGGCUGCAGGGUGGCCGCUAUUACUGUAAAGCAGAUAACGGGGUCUCGGGGCCGGUCAUCAAGUCCAUCCGUGUAGAUGUACAAUAUCUGGAUGAGCCUGUGCUUACGGUGCAUCAGAGUGUGAGUGAUGUGCGUGGGGAGAAUUAUUACAGGGAACGUACUGUCUUCUUACGCUGCACCGUCAACUCCAACCCUCCCGCACGUUUCACCUGGAAACGUGGCACUGAGGUGGUCACCCAGAACCAGGACGAGGGAGUGGACAUCUACGAACCUCUCUACACACAGGGCGAGACCAAAGUCCUGAAGCUUAAGGACCUGAGGCCACAGGAUUACGCCAAUUUCACCUGUCUCGUGUCCGUCAGGAAUGUCUGUGGCAUCCCCGACAAAGCAACCUCCUUCAUGCUAAAGAACUCCACAGCUCCCCCAGUGCUGAGCCUGUCGGUGUCAGAGGUGCUGGUUGUUGACCCGGGUGAGGACGUGCAGGUGGAUUGCUCAGUGCUAAGUGGUGACCCUGUGCCCUCUGUGCAGUGGGCGUUCUCGCUGGGGCCACUGCCCCCCAACAGUCAGGUGCAGGAGGGCAGCCUGAGCCUCAGUAGGGUCCAAACCCAAAACAGCGGCUCCUACAACUGCUCUGCCACCAAUGGAGUGGGCAACCGCGUCAAGAAGGCUGUCACCAUCCUGGUCAGAGCGCUCCGGAACGGCCGGUUCUGGAUCACUCCAGACCCGUUCCAUGAUGCCGAGCGGAUCCAGCUGGAGCGCGAGGUCAGGAUCUCGUGCCAGGUGGAGGCAGUGCCGCCCGAGGAGCUGCGAUACACCUGGUACAAGAACGGGCGCCUGCUGGUGGGCACUGGAAACCGCAUCAUGAUUUCCAGAAACGAGCAGGAGCCAGGCAUCACCAAUCUGGAGAUCAUUGACAUGCGCUUCACUGACUGCGCCACCUACACCUGCGUUGCCUCGCUGCGGGGGGGCUCCGUGCCGGACAUCAGCAUUGACGUCAAUAUCUCUACCAGCAUCGUGCCUCCUUCCCUGGUGGUUCCCCGAGGUGGGGGGCUGGUGGAGGUUCGGGAGGGUUCAGCGGCUGAGCUGCAGUGUCUGGUGACGGGCAAGCCCAAGCCCGUAGUCCUGUGGUCAAGGGCGGACAAGGCAGUUCCUAUGCCAACAGGAGCCAUGGAGGUCGAGAGCUACGAUGGGAUUCUUCGCCUGGAGAAUGUGACGCGAGACGCCAGUGGGUCGUUCCGGUGCCGGACAGGUCGCUACAACGGACUCAACGUGAAGCCACGGGAAGCCGUGGUGCAGCUAAGUGUCCAGUUUCCCCCCGAGGUGGAUGUUGGAUAUCAAGAGGUCCGUCAGGCCCAGGGCCGGCCGGUGCUGUUAAGCUGCUUGCUGGUGGCGGGGAACCCACUGCGGGUGGCCUCGGCUACGUGGAGCUUCAAUGGGAAGCAGCUGCAGGCCGCCCGGGCCGAACCCAAGCUGACCUCGGAGUGGAACCUGGAGCAAGUGACCAUCGACAGCUACGGCCUGUACCAUUGCAGCAUCUCUAACGGAAUGGGCACCGCUACAUGCCGCUUCAACCUGACUGGAAGGGCUUACGCUCCGGAGUUCUACUUUGACACCCCCAGCCCUGUGCUUUUCCAGAGCGCCGAUCGAUACCAAUACAAGCUGCAGUGGACACAGAAGGAGCCGGACGCUGUAGAUGCUGUCCUGAAAUAUAAACUGGACAUUCGAGAACUGGAGCGUCCGACGUACUGGAGAGAACCGCAGUAUGUGCCGGUGAAUCGGACGAUAGAGACUGGGAAGCUUCUGAUCUACACAGUGUCCGACCUGCGCAUCCCCCUCACGUACAAGCUCUCGCUCACCCCCUUCACCUCGUACGGGCCUGGAGACAUGAGCACCCGUAUCAUCCAAUAUACAAACCCUUCACCACCUGUGCCUCCAGGAAACCGGAAUUGUGGGUUUGAAGAUGUGAAUAUCUGUGGAUUCACACAAGAUGCAAAAGAUAAUUUUGAUUGGUCCAGACAGAGUAAUAAAACUCAGAACCCAAAACAGACGCCGAAUACAGGCCCAAGGAUUGAUAAGAGCGGCAAGCAGUCAGGCUACUUCAUGUACGUAGAGACAUCCAGCCCUCGUUCGGCUGGAGACAAGGCUCGGCUCAUCAGCCCAUUGUACAAUGUGACUGCAAAGCGCAGGUUUGGGGGUCAGAGUGUGAGCGUGCUGCACUGUGUCAGGUUCUACUACCACAUGUAUGGCAAACAUAUCGGGACUCUCAAUGUUUGGGUUCGAGCUCUACAGAGUAACACAGUGGAGGUGCAGGUGUGGACACUCAGCGGGAACCAGGGCAACCAAUGGAAACAAGCAAACGUGACAAUCAACCCUGUCGGACCCUUCCAGAUAAUAUUUGAGGCCGUCCGAGGGCGUGGUUAUUUAGGAGACAUUGGACUGGACGAUGUCAGCAUCAGUCAAUCAGCCUGCACAAAGUGGGCACAAAAAGAUGACACACAAACCAAACCCUUCAUCCUUGGUCCUAAAUCCAUAUGACACCGAAGUGUCUCGAGUUACCAAAGACUGAGAACGCUGCGGUGUGGGAACCCUUUGCCGCAGCGAAAGGCAACUUUUACUCAGAAGAAAUUGGACUGGAGCCGUUUGUAUCGGCUGCGUUAUUUACUCUGAAAGUUACAGAACUAAAAAGCACAAGUGGUCCAUGGUGUAAGCUUUGUACCUGAGUCUCCCUUCCAAAUCUCCCUGCUCCCAGCCCCUCCACUCCUGCAUGAGCUCCAUAUAUCCAUCCUCGCCUAUCUACUUACAUGUACUCCAAUCUGGGCGGCAACAUGUCCUGCACAGCCCACCCCAAAGCACAUUUGUAGCAGCCAACAUUUGAGAGAGAGAAUGAGUGGGUGGGUUGGUCAGUGGUCGAGUGAGUGAAUGAAAGCGAGGGAAUGAGUUAGUGACUGUUUGAAAGAAUAGGUGAGUGGAAGAGAGUGAGUGAAGGAGGGUAAGUGUGUGAAUGAGACAGAAUGUGUGCUUAUGUGGGAGAAUAUAUAUGCAUUAGUAAGUGUGUGAGACCGUGUGUGUGAGAGAAUAUAUAUGAAAGACUGUUCAUGUGUCUGCACACGAACAUGAAAAACAUGAAAAGUGUGUUUGUGUGUGUGUGUGAACAUAUAUAUGCGGUGUGAGAGACGGUUGGCUUGUGAGUGUGAGAAUCGCUGAAUGAGACAAUGUGUGGGAGUGAACGACAGAGAGACUUUGUGUGAGUCAGAGACAAGAGAUUGUGUGUGUGUGUGAGAGAAAGAAACACUGUGUGUCCAACACUCCUGGGUAUGUGACGUACGAGUGUGACAGAAUGGCUGUGCUCGGGCUGUGCUUCUCUCUGGACUCCGAGUCUGAUUACAGAAUGAAUGAAACCAGUUCAGUCAGAGCCUGGAGUCCCCCAGAGACAUUGUUAUUUGUUGUAUUGUAAUACAAACUAAAGCACAAUCGCUAGACAGGGUCAGGAGCUUUUAAACUCUCUCUGUUAUUAAACCAAGUAUCUUUUAUUAAAAAUUAUCCAGAAA